CGCCGAUCUCCCAGCAGCCCCCAUGCCCCAACAGACGGCCCUAAAUUAUCAGAGUAGUGCCAUGCCCCACCCGGCACCCAUGGCACAGCCCCCGCCACCCAUGACCCAAAGUCAGCCUCAGCCCGUCAGCCAGCUUCAGCCUCAGCCGAUGAAGCCGCAGCCGGCUCUGAGUCAGCAGGCUUCUCACAGUCAGCCGAUCCAGGCCCAACCGCACCCUCAGAUUAAUAUCCUACGUGGCAACUCUAUGGAGAGCAGCCCCGGACGCAGCGGAGACCCAGCCGUGGCGGGGGAGGCCCCCAGGUGCUCUGACUCUUCCUCCACCGCCUCCUCCGUCAGCCCCCCCGACAAGCGCUGCGACUCGGGCAUCCACUCGCAGGCCUCUUACUCCUCCUCCUCCGCCUCGCACUCCAAGUCGGGUUCCUCUGGCUCCGAGAGCUGCGUGCCCCUGGCCCCCGGCGCCGGGCCCCCCCGCUCUUCCAGUGUCGACAACCUGUGUCGGAACCAGCCGCCGCCGCCGCCCCCCGAGCCCUGCGUCAAGAGCCUCUCCCUGCAGCGGGGCGCCAUGCCUCCCUCCGUACAAACGAGCCAGGCCGACCAAGCCUCCGCCGCGGGGAAGUCGGGGCGGCUAAACAUCGAGGUGGUGGGCGGGGGCUACGGCUUCCUGCCGCCCUCGAAGUUCGUGGCCUCCGAGCCCGUGUACAGCGACGCCUCCACGCCGGUGGUGAUCAAGCGACGCAGCUCCGUGACGGCCGUCGAGCCCGACACGCCCCCCUACGAGCGCUCGGGCUCCUCCUUCAGCACCUUCACGGAGCCGCAGCUGCCGCGGGCCGUCCUGCGGGGCCCGCACUACCCCGUGGCCAAGGCGCAGACGGUGGCCUCGCACGGCAUCCGCGCCCGCCGCCUGCCCGCAGCCGACGCCAAGCAUAACACGAUCGCUGGGGUUGUUCCGCCCAAGGGCUUCCAUCAGCCGGGCCACAUCGACUCGCGCUACUUUUCCGUGCCCGCCGUCAAGCCGCCAGCUGAUGUGCCCGUGAGAUUAUGAUUUGCUGAAGCUGCAUCAUCCGAACAAGAAAAUCAGUGAGGGAAGGUAAGAAA
Messenger RNA from Penaeus vannamei (Pacific white shrimp), 1095 nucleotides. The record is from RefSeq and is a predicted model, not a curated record. Lineage: Eukaryota; Metazoa; Arthropoda; Malacostraca; Decapoda; Penaeidae.